Dufourea novaeangliae is the source of this 1770-nucleotide messenger RNA. RefSeq lists its product as uncharacterized. The transcript has 2 exons. Gene Ontology annotation, cellular component: nucleus; nucleoplasm; cytoplasm. NCBI's taxonomy places the organism in Eukaryota, Metazoa, Arthropoda, Insecta, Hymenoptera, Halictidae. Gene Ontology annotation, biological process: negative regulation of cyclin-dependent protein serine/threonine kinase activity; negative regulation of transcription by RNA polymerase II. The record is from RefSeq and is a predicted model, not a curated record. Bases 214 to 1770 code for a protein of 518 amino acids. Gene Ontology annotation, molecular function: 7SK snRNA binding; cyclin-dependent protein serine/threonine kinase inhibitor activity.
GGAGGCACGGUGGGGACAAAUACGUUUUGCCCCACUCCACGGGCAAAUCUCCCUACUCCUCUAAAACGUUAGCACGUCGCGCUUCGCUAUCGCUCCGGAAUCACGGACAAAUCAAACAUGGCGAUUCAGUCGCUGUUUGCGGUAAAGGCGUACGGUUCGUGGAAUGGGAGCGGAUGAAUAUCGUUGGACGAGGCAGUGUUUUUUAAUACGGUAAUGUGUGCUUGUACCACUGUAAAUCGCCAGAUUUUAGAUAAUAUCACAAACAUGGAGAUUCAGAAUGACAAGACGUCGAUAGAGAAAGUGUCUGGCGGCAUCGACGGGCUACGUGACGUGAAGGGCGUAAAAGCAGAGCCGACGCCUGCGGCGUCAUCGUUGCCAGCCUCAGAACAGGAAUCGCACUCUACUGGCGAAAACAUCAACGAGGGCACCUACAUCAACAAAACAACUUAUAUUAAAUCAGUGAUAAACAAUGUCGGAAUAUUUGAGAGUGGGAGUGGCAGCGGAGAUCAAGAGGGAUGUCAUCAUGAAGAUGGAAAUGAUAUUGCAGCUAAAAAGAGAAAGACUCGCAGAGGUAAACCUAAGCAUAGAAAACUAAAGCCGUAUUCAAAACAACAGUUAUCCUAUCAGCAGCAACUAAGAUAUAGAUCCAGAGAUCGAUUAGCAAAAACUGGUAGACAACCACCAGCACCAUAUAAUACUACACAAUUUCUUAUGAAUGAUCACAGUGAUCUUCCAGACCUUGACCAGAAACUCUCGAAAGCUGUUUCUUCUGAAAUUCCUGCUACAUUUCAGAAACCAUCAGCUCAAACUCGUACUAGAGACUCAAGUUUCAGUGUAGAUUCAGACGAGGAUUACUUUUACUCAUCGCCGGAAAACGAAGAAGAAUUUUUGACAAAGGAAUUCUCAACAGCGUAUGAAACUCUUCACGCAGAAAGGUUGAGUACAUUAAGUAAAUCAGAACUGAUACAAGAAUACAUUCAAUUGGAGGCCAAAGUCGAUUUACUGACAAAACGGUUACGUGGGAAAAAUUUUCACCAGUCGGAAGAACGAGACUUAGAGAGCCAAAGUAGUAGUACAGAUUCGGAGUCGACAAAAAAAUUAAAAAUCUGCCAACAACGAAUUGACGAUCUGACGCAACAAAAUGAACAGCUGAAACGAGAGAAUGAUUCGUUGAGGGCUCAAAGACACGGCAGUCCGGUUUCAAGUGUUGAUAGCGAAAGCGAUAGUGAUAGUACAAGUAAUGGGAAUAAAAGCAGAUGCGACUGCAACUUUUCGAGUUCUAACUCCUCAGAACCUGUGGAUAAUGGGUUUAGAUUAGAAAAGAAUAAUUCAGCAGAGGGAGGUAAAAGCAGGACAAAUAAUUCAGUGGCUACUCAUAGUAGUAGUACCACCACCACCUCAUAUGAAAGUACAGGGCUUGCAGACAAUGAGCUUAGAUUAGAGAAGAGUAAUUCAGUGGAGGAAGGUAAAAGCAGGACAAAUAAUUCAGUGUCUACUGAUGGUAGUAGUAGUAGUACUACCUCAUAUAAGAGUUCAGGACUUGCAGACAAUGGGCUUAGAUUAGAGAAGAGUAAUUUAGUGGAGGAAGGUAAAAGCAGGACAAAUAAUUCAGUGUCUAUUGAUAGUAGUAGUAGUAGCAGCAGUAGUAGUAGUAGUAGUAUCUCGUAUGAGAGUUCUAACGAAUCUGUAACUCAAGUUGAUCGUUCAGAUGAUCAUGUAAAACAGUUUUAUAUUUGUGAUACUUAUGAUCUUUCCGAUUCCUCCCCAUAA